This is a messenger RNA of Loxodonta africana (African savanna elephant), 8594 nucleotides long. RefSeq names its product TNF receptor associated factor 6 (gene TRAF6). The coding region runs from base 213 to 1838 and encodes 541 amino acids. NCBI's taxonomy places the organism in Eukaryota, Metazoa, Chordata, Mammalia, Proboscidea, Elephantidae. Gene Ontology annotation, biological process: lipopolysaccharide-mediated signaling pathway; regulation of canonical NF-kappaB signal transduction; tumor necrosis factor-mediated signaling pathway. The transcript has 7 exons. The record is from RefSeq and is a predicted model, not a curated record. Gene Ontology annotation, molecular function: tumor necrosis factor receptor binding; ubiquitin protein ligase activity; zinc ion binding.
GGCUCGGGCUCGGGCUUCGGCUCCGGGCUUCCCGGGUCGCGGUGGCUGUGUCUUCGGGGCCCGGAGAUUGGCGUCCGGGCCGCCCCGGCUGGGAGCGCCGUGCCGUAGUCUCCCAGCGCCUUGACUGAGCGGAGCCGGGCGGCCUGGUCGAGCCCUGCCUUCCUUGGUCGGCGGCCCAGCGACGUAAGCGAGCAAUUGAUAACCAAGUUACUAUGAGUCUGCUAAACUGUGAAAACAGCUGUGGAUCCAGCCAGCCUGACGGUGACUGUUGUGCUGCCAUGGCCAGCUCCUGUAGUGCCACAACCAAAGAUGACAGUGUGAGUGGGACAGCCAGCACAGGGAACCUCUCCAGUUCCUUUAUGGAAGAGAUCCAGGGGUAUGAUGUGGAGUUUGACCCACCCCUGGAAAGCAAGUAUGAAUGCCCCAUCUGUCUGAUGGCAUUGCGGGAAGCAGUGCAAACACCAUGUGGCCACAGAUUCUGCAAAGCCUGCAUCACCAAAUCGAUAAGGGAUGCAGGUCACAAAUGUCCAGUUGACAAUGAAAUACUGCUGGAGAAUCAACUAUUUCCUGAUAAUUUUGCAAAACGAGAGAUUCUUUCUCUGAAGGUGAAGUGUCCAAAUGCAGGUUGUUUGCACAAGAUGGAGCUGAGGCAUCUAGAGGAUCAUCAAGCACAUUGUGAGUUUGCUCUUAUGGAUUGUCCCCAAUGCCAACGUCCCUUCCAAAAAUGCCAUCUUAAUAUUCACGUUCUCAAGGAGUGUCCAAGGAGGCAGGUUUCCUGUGUGAACUGUGCUAUAUUAAUGGCAUUUGAAGAUAAAGAGAUCCAUGACCAGAACUGUCCUUUGGCAAAUGUCAUCUGUGAAUACUGCAAUACCAUGCUCAUCAGAGAACAGAUGCCCAAUCAUUAUGAUCUAGACUGUCCUACGGCCCCAAUUCCAUGUACAUUCAGUACUUUCGGUUGCCAUGAAAAGAUGCAGAGGAAUCACUUGGCACGCCACCUGCAAGAGAACACCCAGUCGCACAUGAGAAUGUUGGCCCAGGCGGUUCAGAAUUUAAGCCUUGCUUUAACUCCCAGGCCUCAGUGUGACAUGCUUCCGUAUGAUUCUGCCUCUCUGUCCCGAGUGUCCUCCGGAUGUCACCCAGAGGUCCAGAACUUCCAAGAAACCAUUCAGCAGUUAGAAGGUCGCCUCGUCAGACAAGACCAUCAAAUCCGGGAGCUGACUGCUAAAAUGGAAACUCAGAGCAUGUACGUAGGUGAGCUCAAACGAACCAUUCGAACCCUUGAGGACAGAAUUGCUGAAAUAGAAGCACAGGAGUGCAAUGGGAUUUACAUCUGGAAGAUUGGCAACUUUGGGAUGCACUUGAAAUGCCAAGAAGAGGAGAAACCCGUUGUCAUUCACAGCCCCGGAUUCUACACUGGCAAACCCGGCUAUAAGAUGUGCUUGCGCCUGCACAUUCAGCUGCCAAAUGCCCAGCGCUGUGCAAACUACAUCUCCCUCUUUGUCCACACAAUGCAAGGAGAGUAUGACAGCCACCUGCCCUGGCCCUUCCAGGGUACAAUACGCCUUGCAAUUCUAGAUCAGUCCGAAACACCUGUAAGGCAAAACCACGAAGAGAUCAUGGAUACCAAACCAGAGCUGCUUGCCUUCCAGCGACCCACAAUCCCACGGAACCCAAAGGGGUUUGGCUAUGUAACUUUUAUGCACCUAGAAGCGCUAAGACAAAGAACCUUCGUUAAGGAUGAUACCUUACUAGUGCGCUGUGAGGUCUAUAGCCGCUUCGACAUGGGUAGCCUUCGGAGGGAGGCCUUUCAGCCACGAAGUACUGAUGCAGGGGUAUAGCAUCCCCUCCUUUGUUUAAAAAAGACUGUCUGGAGAGAGCAGUGCCUUUCCUUGCCCUGUUCUCAGUGAUAAUGCACAAACAAAAAAUAGAAUGGGAAAGAUCUAAUACCCACCAAUGAAUGCUUUUAGAGACGUCACCACUUCUCCCUGUUACAAAUCUCUGAAACGUUUUUCCCAGGACCCUGCAUGCUUUAUGGCUUGCAAAAAACAUACCUGAAGUGCCUCUGGCAUGUUGCAGCUAUUUUAUCAAUUAGUAUACCUCUUUGUUGUACUUCCAUGGGCUGUGGUUCAUUGUAUUUUAUUGUCAAAAAGCCCAGAGUCAAGAGUGGAAAAAAAAAAACUAAAGCUUAAACCUUCCUCCUCCUAAAAUGAUAAGGACUUUUGUAAAACUUCAGUCUUAUUUUUAUAGUAUUACAUGUAAUAUAUUAAACUUGAGAAUCACUACACCUUAUUCUGGUGCCAGAAAGGUUAUUAAAUACUGAGUGCUCAUUUUCUUUGGUCACCUGUAGAUUUCAAAGGAUUCGAGCCAUAAUCUUUGGAAAGCUUAAGUUCUCAUCACCCUCUCUUUUUCCCAGGGUAUUAAUAAGGAUAUUCAGGGAUUAGUUGAAACCCUAAAUAUAACCUUACUUAUUUAGUGCCAAUGUGUUGUCUGUUGAACAAUACUAUUUAAAUGUUUCACUCUGCCUUGGUUACAUACCGUCCUUGAGGCCCUAAGUAGCACCUUCUCCAGAGUUCAUAAUGCCAAGAACUGUGUGGAUACCAGCUGCUAGUUGCUGUGCCCUGUGUCCCUUUUUGUCUACUCAUUGUAGGCUGAGCUCUGCUAUCCUGCAUAUGUUUUCUGUCACUAAAUGCUUAUAUGGCAAGGAGAAGCACACACAGUCACCAACAUAAAAAGUAGUCAACCAAUGUGGCAUCUGGUUGGUGGUGACAGAAGCUAUGUGAGGCAGAAAUUUUCAGCCCUUUUCAGCACCCUCUGAUUUAAUUCAAUUAAAUGGGACAAAAUUGAUUUCCUGAGAACAGAUGUCUUAACACUUGGGAGGUCCUUGGAGAUACCUGAGAGGUCACCAAACGAAGAUCCGAAGUCAUAGCGAUUAUAUGAUGACAGGUUGAGUAGGUGGCUUCGGUUCAGCAAUUUGCAGCAGCCUCUGAGGAGGUUCCUGUGGAAUGUAUUCAAGUGGCUCAACAUCCCCAAUAGGAAGAGGUAACUUUUGUGCCAUUGUGUAUUUGUUAAAGACUGAUAGGUAGUAAAUAUUUGGGUGGAAUCUGGAUCUCAGGGAGUCCCACAACCAGUAUCAGGACCCGACCCCCGCCCCGCCACCCCACACACAUACUCUGCUGUCAUCUGGUGUAGGAGACCAUAUUUUAUCUCCAGAAAGGCCACAUGAGAACCCCCUGACCGGUGUUCAAGAUGAGCCUUCAUUUCAAGAGGAACCUGAGAGACCUUGUUGGCUCUGGAGGGGAGCCUGGGCUCAGGUUCCAGGCAGACCCAGCAAGUGUCUCCUUGACCUUCCCAUUUACUUUUCUCUCCAUCCCCACCCCACAUUUAGGGUUCUGCCCUGAUGGGUUUAUGUUGUAGAGUGAAAGUAAAGGCCUGCGCCACCUUCUGUACCACAGGUUCAUGGCAAGGUCCCGGUUCAUAUCCUGGCAGUUUGUGUCCCUUAGCUACGAUGCUUUCCUGCUAACUCCUGAAAAUCACUGCAGUACCACCCGCUGGGCUGCUGUUCUGUGAUUGUUUGUUAAUGAAUAAGUAAUUGUCAGCUUUCAUUGAAAAAGUCAACAGGGCCCCUGAAGUCAUCCAAAAACUGAACGGUAGUUUAGCUUCACUAGUAAAAAAGGUCUGCCUUGAGCAUUAUGCUCUUUUAAGAACUAUCUAUAUGGGAUCAAGUUGACAACAGCAGCUUCAAAAAUGAUAGGAACCUUGGGGACAGUGAGUUUAUGUUACGAAAAGGAGGGUGAGAAUGAUUACACAACUGGAAGUAUGUAAUCAGUGUCACUAAAUUGUACAUGUAGAAAUUGUUGAAUUUGUAUAUGUUUCAGUGUGUAUAUUCUUAACAACCAACGAAUAAAAUUUAGGAAGAAAUAAAGUGGUAAUUAUUUUUGUAUGUGCAUAUAAAAAGCCUGAAGGAAAUAUCCUAUUAAUUGUGAUUAUCCUGGGUUAUAGAAUUUUUGAUGACUUAUUUUAUGACUUUUUUCUUUUUUUUAUAUGUCCUAUAAUAAGCAAAAAAGAAAAAAGGGGUGGGGGGUCCCUGGGUGGCACAAACAGCUAAGCAUUUGACUACUACCUGAAAGAUUGGCAGUUUGAAUCCACAGAGAGGCACCUCAGGAGACAGGCUUCACUAACAAGUAUCUGUGAACCUGUUACAAUCCAGAUGGAUUAAAAAAAUGUUGCCACAAAACAUUCAACCCCCCCAAAAAAGGAAAUAUUAAAAGCUUCCUGGUCUAAUUUCUAUUAAAAGUACAUUAGGUACUAAGAAAAGUCAUUUCCUGCCUUGGUGAUGUUUUUUUCUAUUAAGGAGUACUGUAACCCACACAGAAAUUGUUGUUUGCCUGCCUUCACCUAGGUAGAGGUCCCCUCCGACUGUAAAACUCUGUUUUAAGAAAUUAAGUUCUAACCAGCAAAAUGUUGACAAUAUUUCUUAAAGGAUUUUGUCAAUGGAAAAUUGCUUUAACUUUGCUGACUAUUAGUGUUCAAUGUACUGUCUAUCAAAUCAGUGGAGCCCUGUCUUAAUUCAAAUGAGCAAUUUUUUUUAACCCCCAACUUUUGGCAUUUUGCAAUAAAGCAGUCAUUUUAUGCUGCUCAUUUGUUAUGACUAUAGAGUAGAAGUACUGGUCAUGUGGUCAUUGCAAAUAGGAAAUUUUUGAAAAGACUUCAACUCAGAAUCAACUCUUAACCUGGAAAGCUAGUUUCUCCCUCUUGGCCCACAAGUAACUGGGCUGUGUAUGUUUUAUUAACCACUUGUUAACAUAUUCGUCUUCUGGCAUCAUUCUAGAACAUAUCUAAACUUAAACAUAUAUAUACUUUUUUUUUUUCCUCUUUUCCCAGAGUUGCCCAAUCCAAUGUUGGAUGAAACUUGCAACUCAUAUUUUAUUAUUUGCAAACAGGAAGUGGAUCUGUAGUUCAGUAGUUCAGUGCUAUGCUUUGGAGUUACAGCAACGACAGUUUCUGGCUAUACUGUAGUACAAUUCAGCUUCUAUUCUGAGGAUAAAUAGUAGGAAAAGAUUAGACUAAAAGAUGGCAUUUUUCCUCCUAGCUAAUGAGGGUCUAAUAUAGAGAGUUAGAUGACCUUCCCUAGCAGUUCAUUUUUGUGGCAAGUAUAAAAUCAUGUUCUCUAUUACUGUGUUCCUACCAGUUCAUCUGAGGCUAUGCCAGGCUAUACCAGUCUUAGAUAAGCAGUGAGUGUGCUAGUAAAUUAUGCAUGUAAAGAGAACACAUUCUUUUUACAGAGGAGCGGUUCUCUGUCAUUGCUUCAUCCAGGGAAUCCUCAAAUCUCUGAUGGCCAGAAACCAUUUUUAAUAAUUAGAGGCGUUUCUAACUUAAGACUUUGAAGUACUUUUCAGUUCCUGCUACUCUUGUCUUGCCUCAAUUAAAUACUGCUCAUUAUUUUAUAUAAAAUACCAUUAGGUCUCCUUUAGAAUGCCUAGUGCCAUAGAAAAAAGAGUCCUGGUGGCACAGUGGUUAAGCACCCACUUGCUAACCAAAAGCCAGUCCAUGGGAGAAAGAUGUAGCACAGCCUCUGUAAAGAUGACAGCCUUGGAAACCCUGUGGGCAGUACUCCUCUGUCCUGUGGGGUCACUAUGAGUCAGAACUGACUUUGCUUUAGGCUCCAUAGAACCGAAGCAGUGCAACGCCUUAAGGAAAUGAAAACCAAGAACCCAAACCAGUUGCUGUCGAUUCGGUUGCGACUCAUGGUGAACGCAUACGUGCAGAGUAGAACUGUCAUUUACAGAGUUUCCAAUGGCAGAUUUUUCAGAAGUAGAGCAGCAGGCCUUUCUUCCACUUGCCGUCCACCUCCGGGUAGACUUAAACCUCUAACCUUUCAGUUAGCAGCCGAUCACAUUAACUAUUUGAACUACCCAGGGACUUCAAGGAAAUGAAAAAAAAAAGGCAACAAAUAGUCAUUUGUAUUUUUCUUUUUAAAUACUUUUUUUUAAUUUCCCAAUUUCACAUGAUAGACUGUCACUUUCACAGUUGUGGCUAUUGUGUUCAUAGAAUAGAGUUGGAGCUUCCUAAUUCCCAGUAUCCAGACAGACCAGCCAAGGAAAUCGGAGCGGAUGGUUCUCUGCAGUUUCCAACACUACGUUACAGCCUUCACUUUCCGUUAGAGACAAACACUUGCCAGGAGCUGCCUAGUUGUCUCACUGAUUGUCACCUACAUGGUUAAUGUCUUAAGCUUGUUUUCCAGAAAACUUGGGCUCUUAAAAAAUUCUGAAAAAUAAUGCCAGAUGGGGAAAACAUUUUGUGGAAUGAGGAGAUGGGGUACUCCAUUUUCUCUCACAAAGUGCUGUCUUAGAAGGGCCUUUAGGACAAGAGCGGAGGCAGGGUGUGCUCCUCUGCGUUCUCAGGCUUGAGCUCUGAAUGUAGGUACGUUUCCACUCCUGGAAGGGCACCAAAACACAGUGCGGUGCAAUGCUGCUUCCAAGGAAUUUUCUCUGAAAGGGGGCGCCUUCUCUCGUUAGACCUUCCUUCCUCUGCUGACUAUAACUGAAUUUACCCCGACAUUCUCCUGUGGAGAUUUUGGAGUAAAAGCUAAAAUGCCCAUGGAAAGAACCAGUCAGUAACCAGUUGCCCCUGAGUUGAUUCUGACUCAUAAAGACCCUAUGUGCAUCAGAGUAGAACUGUGCUCCAUAGGGUUUUCAAUGGCUGAUUUUUCAGAAGUAGAUUGCCAGACCUUUUUUCUGAGGUGCCUCUGGGUGAACUCAAACUGCAAACCUUUUGCUGAUCGAGGGCAUUAACUGUUUGCACCACUCAGGGACUCUAGUGGAAAGAAGGACGUAUUUGUAUUCUGAGAAGGAAAUGCAGUCAGUGGUCUCAGAAGCAGGUAACAAUGGUUCUCUUAUAUGCUAGCCCCAGGAGAAUACAAAUUCUAAAGUCAGGGACACUGUUUUGUUCGCUGCUGAAUUCCCUCUACUUAGACCAAGCCGAAAACCCUGGUGGCAUAGUGGUGAAGUGCUACGGCUGCUAACCAAGAGGUCAGCAGUUAAAUCUGCCAGGUGUUCCUUGGAAAUUCUAGGGGGCAGUUCUACUCUGUCCUACAGGGUCGCUAUGAGUAAGAAUCAACUCGACGGCAGUGGGUUUGGUUUGGUUUGGGUUUGGACCAAGCCAGUUGCUGCAGAGUUCAUUUCUGACUCACGGUGACCCAAUGUGUUGCAGAGUAGAACUGUGGCCCGUAGAGUUUUUAAGGCUGUGACCUUUCAGAAGCAGAUGGCCAGGCCGUUCAUCCAAGGCACCCCUGGGUGGGUUAGAACCAUCAACCUUUUGGUUAGUAGUUGAGCGCUUAACUGUUUGCACCACCCUGGACUCCUAGCACAGAGUAGGCACUCCAAUAUUUAAUAAUGAACAUUUAGUAAAAGCAAUGAUUAAAGCUGACCAAUAUCUGGUCAUUUGUCAUGUAAACUUUAGGUGAUAAGGCAUAAAUGUUACUUUCUUUGCUUUUUUCCCCUAGCACUUUAUUAGGAAAUUUAGUAGAAUUUUCCAAUUUGGUUUCUCUUGAAAAAUCUCACUGCAAAGAUAGUUGAACAGCUUUAAUAGCGUUAUCUUAAACUCUUUUUGGAAACUUGUGGCAUUUUACAUUUUAAUUGGAAUUGUAGUCCACACUUUCAGCUAGUUUAAACUUUCAUAAAUCUGUUAUGCUGAAUUUUAAUCUUAUUUUGCCUGAAGGGUUUUUUUUUUAUAUAAUAAAUUGAAGUCCUUGAUCAAUUGUGCAGAAUAUUCUACUGUUGUUUUCACAUUUGGUAAAUUACCAAAUUAAUUUUUCUGGGUGAGAGUAAAUUUGGACCCAUUUUGUUUAGACAGGGUUCCAGGAUUAUGUUUGCAGACAGCAGAAGAGGCAGUGUGAUUUGGCAUAUAAACCACUAAGUUAGGAACCAAGAGGCUUAGAUUCUACUCCGGACUGACCACGGACAAAUCAUUUCUCUUGGGUCUGUGUGUCCGUUUAUCUACCUGUAAAGUGGGAACCAGACAUUGAAAUUUAAAUAUCAUUAAAUAAUGGGUCACAUUUAUUAAUGCUGGGAUCUAUCAAGAAAGAUGCUGUACGAAUCCAGUGAGGCUGCUUAUAAUUCUGUAACUGCCUGACAAGCUAUGGAAGGAAAUCUGACUUUGAAAAACUGAAGCGCAUUCAGCGGUCAAAGUGUCUUAUCAAAAAACCUGCUGUUGCUUAGCGUUUACUACUGCCAUGGAAUUUGUCAGUGAUUUUUCUAGUCCGUCUGGACUCUGAAAGUACAGUAAAACCUGCGAAAGCCAGAACCUCUGUAAGGCGGAAACCUGUCAGAGGAGGAAAACUCAAAUAUUUUCCACUAAAAAGAGAUAAAAGUGGUAAGACUGCACCCUGUCAAAGGCAGAAAACUGGCGAGACCCGGAAAAACAAGGCAGUGCCGCUCUCCCAGGUUUCACUCUAUGUGCUUCAGGAAAGGGCGCAAACAAAGAGAUGUGGGAAGGAGGGACACUAACCCCAAACCAAAAGAAAACUGGUUGCCAUGGAGUUGAUUCCAACUCAGAGUGACCCUAGAGGACAGAGUAGAGCUGCCCCAUAGAGUUUC